Debaryomyces hansenii CBS767 is the source of this 204-nucleotide messenger RNA. RefSeq names its product DEHA2B01166p. NCBI's taxonomy places the organism in Eukaryota, Fungi, Ascomycota, Pichiomycetes, Serinales, Debaryomycetaceae. The coding region runs from base 1 to 204 and encodes 67 amino acids. The transcript has a single exon. The record is from RefSeq and is a predicted model, not a curated record.
AUGAUUGUAUGGGGUGAAGAUGGUUGUUACAAUACACCGAUUACUAUUUAUACGCAACCAGGAUGUAUACUCGUAGGUGGGAACCUGAAUAUGUCGUUUGAGCUAAUAAACGCAACUGCUAUAUUAGAGGUGAUUAGCCUAAGAGUUGCAGCAAUAAGUAAAAGAACAGAAGUAAUCGCUAGGAACUGCCUGUGCCACGACUAA